CGUCUCUGUCGUCAUACGCGCGCGCCGCCGCCGCUGCUCGCUAGAGAAGUACAACUGUCAUGGCGAGUUCAGCCGCCUCCUCGGUAAGACCGCCGCGGCCCAAGAAAGAGCCGCAAGCGCUCGUCAUCCCUAAGAAUGCGGCGGAGGAGCAGAAGCUCAAGCUGGAGCGGCUGAUGAAGAACCCGGACAAAGCAGUCCCAAUUCCAGAAAAAAUGAGUGAAUGGGCACCUCGACCUCCCCCAGAAUUUGUCCGAGAUGUAAUGGGUUCAAGCGCUGGGGCUGGCAGUGGUGAGUUCCAUGUGUAUCGGCAUCUGCGCCGGAGAGAGUAUCAGCGACAGGACUACAUGGAUGCCAUGGCUGAGAAGCAAAAAUUGGAUGUAGAGUUUCAGAAGAGACUGGAAAGGAAUAAAAUUGCUGCAGAGGAGCAGACUGCAAAGCGUCGAAAAAAGCGCCAGAAGUUAAAAGAAAAGAAAUUAUUGGCAAAGAUGAUGAAACUUGAACAGAAGAAACAAAAAGGAUCCAUUCAGUCCCAAGAGCAUCGGUCCAGUAGCUCUGAGGAGACAUCUGGAACAGAGGAGGAGAAAGAGGAAGAGCCCAGCUUCAUCAUGGGGCGAUGACAGUGUUGGCCACAGUGGCUUUCUGGAGCCCAUGGCUUCAGAAAACCCUCCACAUGACCCAAGGAGAAAGGAGGCUGUUUGAACUCAAUUUCUCUCCCAAGGCCUCACAGGAUAGAAGCAAGUGGGAAGCCAUCCUGACUACUCGUGGCCCUGCCAAUAGGCAGGACUCAGCCUAUGGGACAGAGAGCCCUGUUUCCUGCACACUCAAGGGCACUGCCCAGCAGAGUUCAUUAACGUUCCCGCUAAAGGGGGGAAAUGUAUAACCACUGCCCCUGCUGCUUGUUCUCAUAUAUUUGGACAGUGAUGAGUUUUGGGCUGGUUUCUGUGAAAGUAGUGUUUAUUUAGUAAAGAACAGAAAAACUUUAGGUUUUGUUUGGACCUGUGAAAUGUCAAAGCUGUAGGGAAGGCUGUGAAAAUGAGGUGAUAGGGAUGAGGCCUAUUACACGGGCCUAUUCCCAGACUCAAUGAGGGAAAUGGCCUUGGUUCUGGAGCUGACUCACACUGCAGGGUACCUGACCUCCAUUUCCUUCAGCUGAGGGUGCAGACUGCACCUCCUGCUCAGUAGCUCCCAGUACACAGGUGUGUUGUGGGAACCCUUGGGCAUGUGCAAAGGGAGCUGUGGGACAUAACCAGGGAAAAUAAUUGGAGAUUAGAUAAAGAAGCAGGUGGACAAUCCAGGCUGGGCUGAACCAGAGAAGAGGGCAUGGGGAAUCCUAGCCAAACUAGUAUUGAUUUCCCUGGCCCUGCCCUGAGCCAGGUGACAUUUGUGGUCACUUCUGCCCUUUAAGCAGUUCAAGUCACAGGAAUUUUUUUUUUUAUAGGUCCCUGUUUUAUUGCAGUACAUCAAAGUCUGGUUAAUAUUAAGUGAUUCACAGGAAUUUUUUUUCCCCAGGAAGCUGAAAUGGAAAGUCAACCCUAAUAAAUUAACACACACGCCCUGGCUGUACAUUUUGAAACCCAUAUUUCUCUUUGGCCAGUUAGAUUGUGUUUGGCGGGUUAGAUUGUGUUUUGUUUUUGUUCCCCUGUCUUUAAUCUAUUGGUUUCCUUAUUUACCUCCAGAAUGUGUGUCACAACUCUUGCUUUGAGUCCUGCCUGGAUCUGGAGGGUGUUAUCUUUCACUGGAGACUGUGGAGGGUGUCAGAGCUCAGAGCUGGAAUACUUGGGUUUGAGCCCUGCCCUGCCUCUGAUGAGAUGGGGAACUCUGGGCAAGUCACUUCCUGCCUCUGUCUGAUGUACCUGACAGAGAGCUUAGUGAUCUGUGUGUGGGACAGGUGGGCAGAAGACUAAACAAAUAGGAUACUAGGUGGAGCGUGUAUGUUUUACACCUUUACUAGAUUUCAGAAGAUGAUGUUUAGGUAGGAAACAUCCUGUAGCAGUUUCUAACAGUUUUUAAGGGGUCAUCUAUACCUUAGGUUAAUGACUCAGUCUGUCUUCUUCAGGGUAUUGUUUAUUUGGGAAAGGGGAACAAUUAGAUGUCAUCCUUGAGAAGGGAGUGGGUAAUACUGAGAAGACACCCCCCCCUCAAAGAAGCCAUGAUUGAGGAGAAUCAAUAAUGCCCUUAACUUGUGGGUGGGAAGAAAUUAAACGUCAAAGGUAUACGUAACUUGGUUGUCUCAGGAAACCUCAUGAAUAAGAAUUCUGAUUUAUCAGA
This is a messenger RNA of Miniopterus natalensis, 2268 nucleotides long. It is a transcript of the gene PRKRIP1, whose product is annotated as PRKR interacting protein 1. Gene Ontology annotation, molecular function: double-stranded RNA binding; protein kinase inhibitor activity; protein kinase binding. NCBI's taxonomy places the organism in Eukaryota, Metazoa, Chordata, Mammalia, Chiroptera, Miniopteridae. Gene Ontology annotation, biological process: negative regulation of protein kinase activity. Gene Ontology annotation, cellular component: nucleolus. The record is from RefSeq and is a predicted model, not a curated record.